GUAAUCAGUUGGCUUUAGUCUCAAGCCCUGUCCCUGCUCACCCUUCAGAAUGAGCCUCUGUACAUAGAAUGUAGCCCAGCUAAAAUAAAAGAGCUGCUUUCUGCACCAGAAAGGAAGAAACUGAAACCCCAAAAUCUAGACAAGGUACAGAAAAAAAAAAGCUUGGUGGGGGAAAUUAAAUUAAAUAAAGAAAGAGGCAACAGAAAAGAACACUUCUGAAUCUUUGAACCUGUCAAAGAACUUGAAGCAAUUCUGCGCAGCAUUUCAAGGUUGAUAACCUAUAGAAUAAAAACCCUGAAGAUGUCUGUGCUAGACACCAGGACUUCAGAGAAUAAGAAGGCUGCCAGCAAGAUGACAUUUGACUUCCAACAAAAUGCACCAUCAGACAAUGACUCUGGCUGUGCUCUGGAAGAGUACGCAUGGGUUCCCCCAGGACUCAAACCUGAGCAGGUGCAUCAAUAUUUCCGCUGUCUGCCUGAAGAAAACACCCCCUAUGUCAACAGCAUCGGAGAGAAGUUCCGUAUUAAACAGCUCCUGUAUCAGCUUCCACCCCAUGAUAAUGACGAGAAGUACUGCCAAUCACUGAGUGAAGAGGAGAAGAGGGAGCUACGUGUGUUCAGUGGGCAGAGGAAGAGGGAAGCAUUGGGACGUGGAAUUGUUCAAGUGUUUCCUUUAACUGCCACUGGAGCACUUUGUGAAAAGUGUGGGGCGAAGAUAAACGGAGGGGAUGUUGCAGUCUUUGCUCAGAGAGCUGGGAACCACACAUGUUGGCACCCUUACUGCUUUGGAUGCAUCACCUGUCAAGAACUACUGGUGGACCUCAUUUACUUUUACCAGGAUGGGAAGAUAUACUGCGGUCGGCACCAUGCUGACCUCUUUAAACCACGCUGUGCGUCAUGUGACCAGUUGAUCUUUGCUGAAGAGUGCACAGAGGCAGAAGGCAGAUAUUGGCAUAUGGACCACUUCAGCUGUACUGAGUGUGAAGUAAUUCUUGGAGGACAGAAAUACAUCAUGAAGGAAGGGCAGCCAUAUUGUUGUGGCUGCUUUGAGACACUUUAUGCAGAGUAUUGUGAAACCUGCAGAGAGAUAAUUAGUAUCGACUAUGGACAAAUAACAUUCAGUGGUCAGCACUGGCACGCAACCAACUCCUGCUUUUCAUGUACUCAAUGCAAGAAGCCUCUCUUAGGCUGUACCUUCACUUCCCGGCAUGGCCAGGUCUUCUGCUCUAUAACGUGCAGCCAAGUGGAAGAACCUGGUGGAUCAGAUUCCUCAGAUUCUGCUUUUCAGUCAACGCAGUCCCAGGAAUCAAGUUGUGCCUUCAGUCUUGGAGAAGACCCAAUGGCCAGCAACACUUCACCACCCCAAAAUCGUCACUACAGCCAAACCAUUGAAACACUGCCUGUGGACAGCACAGACUGUAUUCUUCAACAUGUGGACAUUCUCAGUAUUAAAGAUCGAGCAACUGACAGCGAAGAUAAUCAUGUGUCAGAGCUCAAGAAGCAAUGCAAGAGUUCUGUUAAACUUCAGCACUGGCAGACGGACUAUGAGUUGUUGGAAAAAGAUGCUGAGCCUCAAAAUGAGGCAAGGAGGUUAGAGGCAUGGGCAUUGGAGAAUGACAAUCUCACAAAAGAGAAAGACUGUAAGGUUGAAAUUUUGACCUAUAGUCCAGAAUCAGAAAAAAGAGAUGAUAAUUCAGCAACAUUAUGUAAUUUUAAUUGGCUAAAAGGUGGACUUGAAAAUGCCAUGAAAGUUAUUGACAAUAAGUCCCUAAGUAAUGAGCAUGAGGUUUGGCCUGUUGAAGACCAAACGACGAUGAAAACAAUGGCUAUGGAACCUUUGGCUCUUGAUCAAGGCCUGGCUUUCAAACAUCAGCUAGACAAGUACUGCGUUCAACAGGGACGCCAACUGGGAGAUGUAUCGGACAGUCCCACCAAGUCCUUUUGGAACAAACAGAAUCAAUGGUUGGAUGUUCAGGUUUGUUCAGAAUUUGCUGCACAGGAUCAGCAAACAUGGUUGGAAACUUCACCUCAGAACUUAAGAGACAAGAUGACAGAACAGAAAGUUGGAAGAAGCCAACAAGAUUCCUCAGCAACUAUCCAGAUUUCAGGAGCUUCAAACAAAGAUAACCACAAACUGCAAAAACCAUUCAGUCCUCCUGACCAAGAAUACAACCUCGAAGCAGGAAAGGAAUUUGAGCAACAAAGCAACUUUGGAAUUCUUAAAUCCUUCUCCCAUAAAAGAAGCACCGAGUCCCUCCAUUCCUUGAACUCCAAGCAAACAGAGGGGAUGGCGCAAACGUCAAGGUGGAAGCAAGAGUCCAUGUCUCCGGUAAGAAGGACUGCAGCCCAAGUUAGACCCCAACAAAUCACCUUCUGUGAUACCACGUUUUCAAAGCCCAAGGAAAGAACCAGGUGCCAGCAGACACCGAUGAGUGAGCAAACUCGAAGGAAAGUAUACAGGCAUAAAGGUAACUACCGAAGUCAUCGUCACCAAUCAAGAAGAGUUCAGAGAUCAUGUUCUGAUGAGGCUCUUCACACAAUCAGUGAGCGAUCUUUGGAAAGCGCUAAUAACAAUACUUAUUUGGAACAUUAUAACCAGUUAAUACAGACAACCAUAUGUCAGAAGCCCCAAGCUAAGCUGUCUCAUAAACAACAAACCUUUUACAGGGAAGGGGACAGUGGCCUUCAGAACAUCACCUUGAAUAACUUUCUCAGUUUGUGCUGUGAAGAUGAUGAUGGCUGCUGCUCAACGUGUUCUUCCUCUUCCUCUGACUCAGAAGAAGAGGGCUAUUUUCUAGGACAACCAAUCCCACAACCGAAAACAAGCAACGGUUGCCACUUCAGUCUGGAGCCUCGUCAACCUAAUGUGGUACCUGACCUCAUGCUGGCACAGAGAGCCAAAUCACAGAGGAAGAGAGAGCACAAGAACAAAAACUGCAUCAUUUCCUAGGCAGCCUCUUAAUCCUGGGCAAGGCUGUGUAUUUAAACCUGUAGUGAAUAUAUGUUAAAUACUAUCAAAUGGAAGAUGGAUUUGAAGUAAAGGUUUCUCCCGAUGACUUUGAGGCUUUUUUUGAUGACAAUGUCUCCCCCUCUUUGCUCCGGUGUGGUUCCAUUGCUGGGCUAUGUUUUCAUUGCUAAUAGUUGCCCUCUCGUACCUUGUCCAAAUGGUCAGUGUUCAUGUGUAAACUUGGACAACAACUUUAGCAAGCUACUCGGUCACAAUGAGGACAUGACAUGUACACACUCGUACUUUCCAGCAUUAAGUCACAGCAGGCAGGAAUGGACCGCUGGCUGAUUUUCUCCAUCCUCAUCAAAUUAAGCCAACAAUUGAGUGAUCCUACUAUCAAACAGCUAAAUCUGCACAGCAGGAAUUGAAUCUGGGACCUCCUGGUCUGUAUGCUCAGUUUACCAAGUGCACCAUUGGUUCUUAUGCCCCAUUAACACCAACUGUUUUCAUUGAUCGAAUUAUACAAUUUUCAAUCAAUUGUACAAGCUAGUAAGUCUUUCUCCAUCGACAUGACCUUAACUGAUUUUUAAUGGGGAUCAUGUUCUUUGUCACUAUAUAAUCACCCUUGCUGAUAUCCUUUGUGCAAAGACACCAGGCUCAUGUAUCGUACCCUCAACAGUCCAAUAGCUUGCCAGAUUUGCCUGCUAUGGUGAAUUACCAAAGAGCGACUAGUGCAUUUGGAGCAAAAUACAGUGGAAACUGGGAAUCAGAAAUAAAACCCAAAAACGCUGCAGCACCUGUGGAGAGAGAAGCAGAGUUAACACUUCCAAUGAUGAAAAGUCAUUAAACUCUGUUUUUCUCUCUCUACAGAUGCUGCCUGACCUGCUGAGCGUCUCCAGGAGUUUCUGCUUUUGAGUUUAUCCAAAUGAGAUGCUUCUUCGGGUAAAUAUGAAGCUGCAGCAUUCAAAACCCCAUCAUGCCCAUAUUAGUCUGUGAGCACAACUGCACACUGGAUACAGAGACCUGGUCCUUUGAUAUCCCUGAAGGCAUGGGGUGCAGUAUCCAAGCUGUGUGCCCACAUUAGCUGCGAUAGUUUCAGCUCAACCCCUUUUGUGGCUAAUAAACCAGCAUUAUUGAAUUUGUAACUACCUAAAGGUAACUUUGCUGAAGCUCCUGUAAAUACAAAUAUCAUAAUUUACAGAAUGACUAUAAAAAUCAUUUUUAUAUAACGUGUUCUAUAUAGCAUUUUAUGCAUAUUUAAUUACUGUGGAUGUUAUUUAUGCUUAUUAGGUGCAUGUACAAGCUGAAUAGAAUGUGCUUUAAUAUUUGGAAUGUCAAAUGCUUAUUUACAGAAGAAAUUGCCAGAAUUUAUUGUAAGCCUGUCAGUGACAAUAAAUUCGUCAAAAAGAGAUUGCUGUAUAAAACAGA
Carcharodon carcharias (great white shark) is the source of this 4374-nucleotide messenger RNA. RefSeq names its product prickle-like protein 1. Gene Ontology annotation, molecular function: zinc ion binding. The record is from RefSeq and is a predicted model, not a curated record. The transcript has 8 exons. NCBI's taxonomy places the organism in Eukaryota, Metazoa, Chordata, Chondrichthyes, Lamniformes, Lamnidae. Bases 301 to 2949 code for a protein of 882 amino acids.